This is a messenger RNA of Paramuricea clavata, 339 nucleotides long. Lineage: Eukaryota; Metazoa; Cnidaria; Anthozoa; Malacalcyonacea; Plexauridae. The record is from the annotation of a GenBank genome assembly.
GAAGCAAACAAGGCACUGCACUCUGAAAUUGAGGAAUUAAAGUCUCAACUGAACAAAGUCAGCCAAAAAAUUACCUCACAUACCAACAAGAAACCGGCCAUUGAAGAUCAGACGCAGGUCAUGUCAAACGACCACAAUAAAGCAGUAGAGUUUAUCGGCAAACAAUAUGACGAUCUGGAUGCAUUUCGAAAACAAGCUACUCAAGAUAUUAAGAAAAUUGCUUCAAGACUUGAUAAAGUUAGUAGAAGCUGCGACGAAAUAUAUGAAGCCAUCGAAGCAAUCGAGACGUACAGCUAUCAGUAUAAUAUUAAGGUGGUUUUUUAUCCCUUUUCAAUAUGA